GAUAGAGUGAGACUCUGUCUUAAAAAAAAAAAAAAAAAGAAGUGGGGGAAGGCCCACCCAGGAGCUGCUCUGCCAGGCCACAGCCAUGUCUAGGGUGGGCUGGACAUGGCAGCCGCUCCCCCUGCACAGGGUGGAAUUUCCUUAUUUGCCUUUGGUCAGGGGUUUACUCCCAAACUUCCCAUCUUUUCUUCUGCAUCUUUUCUACUUCAUCACUUCUCCCUCCCAGGAUGAUCUCUAUAAACUAAGCACUGACAGCUCACAGCACUGCUGCCCCAGCUGCAGGGAUGGGUCCCAGCCUCUCUUGCCUGCUUCUUGGCUACAGGACGGACUCCACUGGCCCCCGGUUCUUUGCCCCUCGCCUGGGGAGGGAGGAGGCUGGUGCUGUUUCUCACCCUCCCACUGGCAGCCACCUUCGGGGCCAGGUGACCCCUCAGGAGGAAUACGGGCUGGGUCUCCACUUCUGACACCCAGGGCAGGGAGCAAGUGGCAGCAUCAGGGCAACGCCUUCUGGAAAUGGCCCCUGAGCCCCGACACAUGGCCACCCUCAAGGCCCCCACUGAGCAAGCGUUUCCUCUCUUCAAAGCUCCUGCAAUCUGGGCUCCAUGGUGAAAUUCAAAAAGCCAGCUUGAAAAGACACGUGUUGUGGGAUGAUCGAAUCUUAAAAGGGAAGGCAGUUCUGACACCUGCUCCAGCACGGAUGAACCUCGAAAACACAAUGCCAAUGCAGGAAGCCUGUCACGAGACCACGUGCUGUCUGGUUGCACUCGCAUGGAGCUCCCAGGACAGGAAGAGUCACAGAAAGACGACAAAUGCUGCAGACCGAUCAGCCGAUCAGGGAAGUGCGAGGAAGCGCACACGAGAGGGAGCAGUGGUGGACGAAGCGCCCCACCUGGCCACGGAGACUUACACCCGCCACAUCAGAAACCCCCUCAGCGCCCCACCUGGCCACGGACACUUACACCCGCCACAUCAGAAACCCCCUCAGCGCCCCACCUGGCCACGGACACUUACACCCGCCACAUCAGAAACCCCCUCAACACGGGUGCGCUGAACGCUGCAGUGAAAAGACAACCAUUGUGUGGCUGG
Pan troglodytes (chimpanzee) is the source of this 1086-nucleotide messenger RNA. RefSeq lists its product as uncharacterized. The record is from RefSeq and is a predicted model, not a curated record. The coding region runs from base 86 to 1051 and encodes 321 amino acids. The transcript is spliced from 5 exons. Lineage: Eukaryota; Metazoa; Chordata; Mammalia; Primates; Hominidae.